Laccaria bicolor S238N-H82 is the source of this 1467-nucleotide messenger RNA. RefSeq lists its product as uncharacterized. The annotation marks the transcript as partial. Gene Ontology annotation, biological process: carbohydrate transport; transmembrane transport. The record is from RefSeq and is a predicted model, not a curated record. The transcript is spliced from 4 exons. Gene Ontology annotation, molecular function: carbohydrate:proton symporter activity. NCBI's taxonomy places the organism in Eukaryota, Fungi, Basidiomycota, Agaricomycetes, Agaricales, Hydnangiaceae. Gene Ontology annotation, cellular component: membrane.
CUCAAGCCCAAAAAAUACACCGUUCGGUAUCCAAAAUGGAUGGUUGGAAAACGUCUACUCUAUGCUUCCUCCGCACUUGCGUCUCUGGGGGACGCACUCUUUGGAUAUAGUCAGGGGGCCAUCGCAUCCGCUCAAGUUCAGCCAUCAUUCAUCAGUCGGAUGUACCACGUGAACCUAUCCUUGGCGGAAAUCGAUGCUGGGAAGAUUGGCGUUUCACCAUUGACACAAUCCAUCGUCGUGGCCUGCCUCAACGUCACCGCCCUUCUGGCCUCCAUCUGCGCAGCGUACAUCUGUGAUAUCCUGGGCCGCCGAAUGUCUGUUCGAAUAGGUGCUAUGAUCUACUUCCUCGCCGCAUUCAUUCAGGUCUUCAUGCCCAAUCUCGCCACCCUCAUUAUCGGACGGUGCAUUCAAGGCAUUGGCGUUGGCAUGCUCUCCAUGACCGUCCCAAUUCUCCAAUGCGAGAUCGCUCCAGGCCACGCUCGGGGGAUGUUCGUCUCUAUUGAGUAUCUAUGCCUCAACUCUGGGUACGCUCUGUCUGCGUGGGUCGGAUACGCGUUCUUCUUUGCUAUGCCCUCUGAGAUCUCCUGGCGUGGACCCUACAUCGUUCAAGCUGUUCUAUCUGCGAUAUUGGUAAUCUGGACGUUCUACCUUCCGGAAACACCCCGCUGGUUGAUCAAGAACGGGUUCAAAAAGGAGGGUUUGGGCGCUCUUGCUGACUUGCACGGAACAGGUGACGUGGAGGAUGAAUCUAUCGUCCAAUCCUUCAUAGCGAUAGAAGCCGCCAUUCAACUUGAACAAAGUAUGGGGGACUCGUCUUGGAGACAACUUUUCUCGCAAUACACUCGCCGGUCCAUCGUAGGAAUUACAUGCCAACUUUUCGCUCAAAUCAACGGCAUCAAUGCGAUCUUAUACUUCCUACCCGAAAAUCUUGCUAGAGCUGGCUUCAGUAUCGCAAGGUCGCUAUUAUACUCAGGCGCUUGUGCUCUUAUUUACUGCGCGGGUACAAUACCCACAAUGUUCUUCAUCGAUAAAUGGGGGCGGCGAAGGUUUUUGAUCUGGGGGAGUUUCGGGCUUGCGGCGGCGCUUGCGAUAGUCGGCGCUCUGCAGUUUCACGCGGACACGUUGCCGUUGGGGAUUGCGAGAUUGGGUUCAGCAGAUGGCAUCUUUACUGGUGUAUGUCUCUACCUUUUCAUUUUCGGCGCAACAUGGGGCCCGACACCAUGGCUUCUUGGCGCCGAGAUAUUCCCGCUGCGUGCGCGAGCUAAAGGAAUGGCGCUAUCGACCAGCACUAACUGGGUCUCAAACUUCAUCGUCGCGUUCAUCACCCCACCUCUGUUCUCUGCACUACACGGGGGCUAUUACUUUCUCCUUCUGGGUUCAUGUUUGAUCUCAGGCGUCGUAGUCUGGCUAUUAUAUCCAGAGACGGCGGGGAGAACGCUCGAAGAGCUUGGAGAGGUGUUUGGCGAU